This is a messenger RNA of Rattus rattus (black rat), 1063 nucleotides long. Its product is annotated as CD99 antigen-like protein 2. The record is from RefSeq and is a predicted model, not a curated record. NCBI's taxonomy places the organism in Eukaryota, Metazoa, Chordata, Mammalia, Rodentia, Muridae.
UUCCUGAAGACACUAUCCUUAACCCUUUGUGCAUUUUCAACUCUCCGAUAUGGAGACUUCGAUGAUUUUAAUCUGGAGGAUGUGCUGAAAGAAACUUCCUCAGUAAAGCAGAGCCACUUUAGCACCACGACUAGGAGGACAGGAACAACCAGAGCCCCAUCAAAUCCAGCAGAGAGAUGGGACCACAUCACCACUACUACAACGAGAAGGCCAGGAACAACUAGAGCACCGUCAAAUCCUAUGGAACUUGAUGGGUUUGACUUGGAAGAUGCCUUGGAUGAUCAAAAAAAGCCAAGUACAGGAGAAGGAGGAGGUUGGUCAGACAAGGAUCUCGAAGAUAUCUUGGGAGGCGGGGGAUACAAACCUGACAAGAAUAAAGGUGGCGGUGGUGGUUAUGGCAGCCAGGAUGACCCUGGAUCAGGCGCAGUGACGGACCCUGGCACCAUCGCGGGCCUGGUCAGCGCCCUGGCCGCGGCCCUCCUCGGAGCCGUGUCAGGCUACCUCUCCUACCAGCAUCGGAAGUUCUGUUUCAGUGUCCAGCGCGGCCUCGACGCAGCCUACGUGAAGGGGGAAAACCUGGAAGCUGUGGUGUGCGAGGAGCCCGGGUUGGAAGCCGCGAUGUGCGAGGCGCCCCCAGUGACGGACUCCACACAACACACGCAGCCCACAGAGCCCCUGGCACCAGAGCGGCCCCGGAUCUGAGGCCUCACUCAAUGGUCAGCGCUUGACACCCUGAUGUCCUCGGUUCAUCCUUUCCCCGGGUUCCUUCCCCAUCCCCAGCUUCUCCCCACAGCUCGUUUUCUGCACCAGCCUUGGGGGUGUGUGAGUUGCGGUUUCUGCGCCUUUCCGUGCGGACCGCGCUGACCACUCUACCGUGCGGCCUCGGGAGAGACUCGGAGCCGAGCCCUGCGAUCCCCGUUCAGCCGAGUGCGGUGCGCACAUUUGUGGUUUUUGCGCUGACCACUGAGCGCUGUGAGGAGCGCGCCCAGCUGGUACUUGGUGCAUUCAGAAUCCACUUGAGACAAAUCAGACAGCUGCAACACACACGCGCGCACACACACAC